GAGGGCAGGCGCUUGAGUCAACAACCACAAAAGUGAGGUGGCGGAAUGCCUGCAUGUGGCUCCACAGAACAAGGAGCCAAAUGCGCUGAACUCACUCUGUUGCUGUCACUUGAAAAAUAAGAAAAGAAACAUGUCAUUGUUUUUUAAGAUACAUUUUCUUCAGAUAAAAUAUUUUUCCCCUCCGUGAAACUGUAUAAUGAGAUGCUAAUGCGAUGAAUGUCCAAAGGGCCCAAGCUUGAGAAGGAUGUGUGUUGACAUUGAGAGUUUCCAUGUAAGACAAUAGGAUUCAGGGUAUUUUAAAUGAUGGCUUUUCCCUACCAAAAAAAAAGCAAUUUAGGUGAGAAAGGAUUGAUCCCUGACACAGAAGGAAGAGUGCUCGAUUCCAGCUGAUUUCUGUAUUUCGGACCUUACCCCACAGCCCUGAGGCCAAGGAAAAUCUAAAAAGCCCAAUAACUGCUUUUUAAAUCAUGAGAUCUGUGACUUUUAAAGUGCCACCGUGACUCAGAUUAUUUGUGAUUCUUUUGAAACACGAUUUGCUUCAAACCCAAUGAUCUGACAUCCCAGUUCAGGGGGAUGAUGUGUUUUUUUCACCCCUUGCUCAAUCAGCUGGCAUCUCCAAGUUUGAAUUUAGUUCCCUGGACUCUAAGGGGCCAAAGAUUUGCUUCAACCUCUGUUUAGAGAGGCAAUGAUCCUCGCGCAGCAGAAAAUUCCUCAAGGAGCUUGUUGUUAAACAAGGGGGAGGUGACAGACACCGUGGGGACUCGUCCUGUGAUAGCGCUGCUGCAGGAUGCAUGCAGGUGAAGUGCUGGAGACACAGCAGGAAGCACCCAUGCCUUUGGUGAAGGGAGAGACCAAGGCCCACCGAGGAGGCGGGAUUUGGUGAGGGACAGAGAGAACUCCACCGGUGGGAAUAGGGCAAGGAGGCGAGCAUCCGGCACAGAGCAUCAUGACCAGAGGCUCAGAGCCUCUUCAAGGUACAGCCACCAUGAGCUCAACAGGCUGAUGAUGGAAAAGAAGGGACUGUGUGUUCCAGCUUCCCUGGACGAUGGAUGGAGGCCAGCCCGUCCCUUCACCCCUGGUGCCCCUUGGGAAUGUGUCAUCGGAUGCUAGCAUGUCUCUGGAGCAGAAAACCACGUUCGUUUUUGUGAUUUUGUUGUUUAUUUUCUUGGGCAUCCUUAUUGUCAGGUGCUUCAGGAUUCUUCUGGAUCCAUAUCGGAGCAUGCCAACCUCAACCUGGGCUGACGGACUGGAAGGCCUAGAGAAAGGGCAAUUUGACCAUGCCCUGGCCUAGCAGGACAGGGGCAGGAGCCUGUCAUGAGGAGGAGGAGUGCUUCACGUCUUGGAAAGGGACUCUCUUUAGUCAGUGUUCUCAGCAAUUCAAAUUUUAACUGUACCUAGUUGGAGGACCACAACUAGUAUCAGUAAACAUCUGAGGAUACUGGAGAUGGAGGUUUACAUCACUCACCCCAAAGAGGAAGGUUUAAAUUUCUGUAUUUACUCAAUGAUUGAAGGCUGCUGAAUGUGUAUGAUGGUGAAACCAAGAGCAUCAAUAGUGACUUGGUCUAAAAUGAAGCCCUCUGGGACCUGACCAGAGAAAAAGACUAGGAAGGACCUGUUCUGACUCUGGUGACAGGACCAAAAGAGGCUUCCUCGCUCUAAUUGUGUCUCUCAGUUUGUUUUACUUUCAUGGGACUCUGAGUCCUAGGCAGAGAAUGAGGAAGCAGUUGCUGAAUGGACCCAAAGCAGGUACUUGUUUUCUCCUAAAGUGAAGAGCAUUGAGGGUGAUGGGAAUGCCUAGAAGAGGUUUUUCUGUCCUACCUCUUCUGGAAAAUAUGAGUGAGGGUGAUAUCAUCUUAUAUUUCAUGUACAACUGAAUUCAAAGUCUUAUGGAUGUUCUAAAACUCUGUACCAAGCCAAGUACAUUCUGUAUAUUCAUAUCAAUAACAUGUGUAGAGGUAGCUAUACAUAAUGUGACUUUAACUUUCUUUGCACAAUUGAUUGAAAUAAUAGGUUGCAAGUGCUGCUCCAAGCUGGGGUUUUGGUUUUUUUGUUUUGCUUUGUUUUUUGAUAAAAAGGUAAUUGUUUAGAGAAGACUUUUAUAGUCUUAAGAGGCAUGUGUGUUUAUGGCUGAAUAUAGAAACCAAAUAAAACUUUUCAAGAGACAGAA
This is a messenger RNA of Sus scrofa (pig), 2167 nucleotides long. RefSeq names its product cortexin 3 (gene CTXN3). The record is from RefSeq and is a predicted model, not a curated record. NCBI's taxonomy places the organism in Eukaryota, Metazoa, Chordata, Mammalia, Artiodactyla, Suidae.